AUGAUUUUAGCGCAAAUUAAUUGCGAAAAAAAAAAAAGGAGAACUCGGUGGAAGUCUAUAUGAGGCAUAGUCUAGUCUUCGAGCGAAAAGGAGUCUUGACUCUUAUCUCAUUAAGUACAAAAAAUUCAAGAUGCUGGGGGUCAUGAUUUUCACGCAAAAUAAGAGGUCGAAAUUUUUGCCCAAAAAAAGAGUUCAGUGAAAGUCUUUGAUGCCUAAAACACUUGAGGGAAAGCUUUUGUGCGAAAAGGAGUCGGUCUUAUGACAUGUGAAAAUUUCACAGCCUCAAGUCAUGAUAUUUUUGCGCAAAACAAAGGGUUGGGCUUGUGGUUGUGGGUAGAUAAGGCAACAGAAGUCGGCCUUUUUGUGGAAAGCCCAUAUACCACUACGGCUGAAAAUUUGGGUCACUGUGUACAAUUGUUUACAGCCUCAGCAACAAAAUCUGCAGAGCCGGACCAGGAGAAAGACAAAAUCUGCAGAACCACAAUUUUACGGUCCUAAUGAUUAUUAAAGGGGUAUUCAGAAGAUAUGAAAGAUGGAACCCUGUGCAUCCAACAUCUGGAGCCUUUUGGGGCAUGGGAAUAGGCAUUGGUUGUGGUGUUGGAUGGGGCCCUGGUUUUGGCCCUGAGGCAAUUGGUUAUGUUGGCUCAGGCUGUGGUGUUGGAUUUUGUGUUGGUAUAACUCUGGUUGGUUUUGGCAUUGGCCUACCUGCAAAUGGCCUCUAUGAAGUUCCUUACAAUGCUGUUAUGGCUGCAGGAAGUGGUGCAAUGGAAUUAGCCCGUUCUAGUGGUCUUGUCACGAAAGAUAUUGUAGGGGAUGGCUGGAAUAACAUUGCACCUCGCAUCUCUGGUCUGCAAACAGAAGCAUAUAGAAGAUUCUCUAGCUUUAAGCAGAAAUGUUGCUCGGACAAAGAGUUUGAUUUAUUUGACAGGAAGAGCAAGCUGCCAGCCUUUACUAGGUCUAUUUCAGAAAGUUUAGGAACAUUUGGUGGUCGCUUCUUCCACCCUCGCAAAGUGAUCACAGCUGAACAUGACAUGAAUAGGUGGCAGUCAUGGUGGUGAUGAUGGUAAUUAUGGUGAUAAGAUGAACUGAUGUAUUUUCUUUUUUAUUGGAUUUGGAUCCGUCAAGACUGAGGGGGCUCGAACUCGCAACUUUCGCCUGGACAGGGGCGGUGCUCUGACCAAUUGAACUUCAAAAUUCUUGGAGGCAGUGGUUUGUGAUUUUGAUAAUAAGAAUGGGUUAUAAUUGGUGACAUUUUGAAAGAAGUUAUGGGUUGAUUUUGAUGACUUUUUCUUUUUAUCAGAGUUGUAUUCAUAGUGAUUUAUUAUUCCUAUGAUGUGAUUGGGUGUUGGAAAUGAUUGUAGUGGGUUGUCAUUACCAUAAUGGUGGUGGUGAUGGUUAGUGAAUUAUGAUAGAGGUGACGAUAGUGUGGUGGUGUCAAAGGGACGUUUGAAAACUCAGUUGUUAUCACCCCAAAUCUAAUGCCUACUAUCAAUUCUUUCAAUAUAUGUUGGAUUCUAUGAA
This is a messenger RNA of Quercus robur (English oak), 1521 nucleotides long. Its product is annotated as cadmium-induced protein AS8. Lineage: Eukaryota; Viridiplantae; Streptophyta; Magnoliopsida; Fagales; Fagaceae. Bases 498 to 1058 code for a protein of 186 amino acids. The record is from RefSeq and is a predicted model, not a curated record. The transcript has 5 exons.